GCAAACAAUUUUCAGGCCCGCCGCGUCUAGCAAAAAAUAUGAGAAAAAAAUUAUUAAAAAUUCGGAAAAUAGUUGAAAGUCAAGAAAAACUCAACAGAAAGGAUGUUAAAGCGUCCGGGAGCCCUGAGUCCGGGCGGUGUUGAACACAUAAAACUGGAUAAAACAACUGCAACAGUCCUAGUCGGGCAUCGUGCCCCCGUCAGUGUAGCUGGUCUGCCUUAGGGUGCCAUGGCCACGGGAACCCAGGACCACCGUGACCACGUCCUGGAGAAAGCCAAGCUCGCACCGUUCACGGGGAGGCGCAGAAGAGCAGAAGGGAAGCCGAAGAAGAACUUCCCUUGCCAGGAGUGUCAGAAAGCUUUCAACAGUCUGGAGAAGUUGAAGGUGCACUCGUACUCACACACAGGAGAAAGACCUUACCGCUGCUCCCACCCUGACUGUACCAAGGCUUUCGUCUCCAAAUACAAGCUGCUACGGCAUAUGGCAACUCACUCGCCAGAAAAAAACCACAAGUGUUCAUACUGUGAGAAAAUGUUCCACCGCAAGGAUCACUUAAAGAAUCAUCUACACACUCACGACCCACACAAGGAGGCUUUCACCUGCCAGGAGUGUGGCAAGAGCUACAACACCAAGUUGGGUUUCAAACGCCACCUUGCCCUGCAUGCCGCCAACAGUGGAGACCUCACCUGCCAAGUGUGCCUGCAGCCAUUUCCCAGCACUGGGGUUCUGCUGGAACACCUCAAAACACAUGCUGGCAAGUCCUCUGGCGGGACCAAAGAAAAAAAGCAUCGCUGUGAACAUUGCGAGCGACGAUUUUACACCCGGAAAGAUGUGCGGCGCCACAUGGUGGUGCACACUGGACGCAAGGACUUCCUUUGUCAGUACUGUGCCCAGCGCUUCGGUAGGAAGGACCACCUGACACGUCACGUGAAAAAGAGCCACGCCCGGGAGCUGCUGAGAGUAAAAACAGAGCCAGCGGAUUCGCUGGAGCCCAUUGUCUAUGACUUGGCAUCUGGGAGCAUCAAGGGUGAGCUCCCAGGGAUGCUGACACCAAGGCCACACCAGCUCAACAUGUACACAGGCCCCAUCCUGGACACAGAGCCCUUCCCCACCUCCACACACCCGUUUUCUUUAAAGUAUCCUCUGGGCUCCAACUAUACCUCAUACACGGUCUCCUCACAGGAGCGGGAGCAGAAUCUUAAGGGAGACUUGGAGACCUACCUGAUGGAGCUGCAGAGCAGCAUGCCUUCCUCGUCCUCUGCAGCCCAAGAACCCCAACUUUCCUCCUCCAAACUUGAGUUGGUGCCUCAAGUUGGUGUGCUGGAGGAAGCAGGCGAGGAGGUGUCCCUGUCAAAAAUGUCCACCUCAGUGGCAGUCACUGUGGGCGACUCUCUGGCCUCAUCUUCAUCUCUAAUGGACUUCUCACAGCUUUUCAACUUCCUGCCACUCAAUGGGCCUCCAUACAAUCAGGUAGGAGGUAGCGGGGGACAGGGUAUCACCUUUCCACCCAAUGAAGAGCCCACACCUCUUGUCCAGCUGCCCCCCCAGGCCCCUACAGGUUCAGAAGCUGCAGAGAGUCCACUUCAAGGGCUCCCCUCCUCCUUCAUAUCCAACCUGAGCACACCCACCACACUGCCCCGCUUCCACCAAGCUUUUCAGUGACCCACUUCCACCUCCAACCAAACCGCCAAGAGACUUCCUUCUCACGCAGCCUUGUCAGUAGGCGUUUGUUAAUUGAGGGAUUGAGAGUAACGAUGAUGCUUCGCGUUGCAGCGCCGCUCUGCCCAGCAGGUCUUGACAGCCGAUGAAGUGAUGUUUGCCAUUGAUAGGGAAGGGAAUCAAUGAGCAGUAGUUCCACGUUACCUCCGAUACGCUGCAGACUCCUCAGUGCCUCCAUCGGUCCACAAAGACACACGUUUAAAACCUUUUCCAACAUCGCAUGACGCCGCAAGCCUUACUGCUCGACUAAAUCAUAUCCAAACCCAACUGGUGUCUUAAAUGCAGAACUUUAUCUGCUGCCGUUUAAAAAUCAAAGCAUAGAAAUGGCUCACAUACCAGCCGUGUUAAAACAGAUGCACACGUGUGUUUAUGACCAUCGUUAGCCGCGUAACCAUGACAGUAACAUCCACUAGCAUCACCUGUCAGUUAUUAUUAUUAUUAUAUAUUCUGUUUGUAAUUCCAACAUUUUAAAGUAUUUGCAUGAUAGAAAGAUGCACUAGGAUUAGUCUUUCUUUUGCCAUUAAAAACAUUGAGUCUUGGUUUUGAAUAUAAGCGUCACACCUUCAGUGACGUGUUGGAACAAACAUACAGAAUACAUGUAAUAAUAAUCUGACCUUUUGAAGUUCGGCAUAUAUCUCUGUAAACAGAAUAAGAGAGUAAACUACGGUUAGCACUGACGCAUCGCCGACCCCUGUUACCUCCAUUAACUGUGUUGUAUAUUUAGAUUUUUUAUAAAUGUCGUUCUGCAUUGAAUGGUUAGCAUCACUUAUGACCUCAGAUACAGGAGCGUUCCUUUUUGCAAAUUGUGGGAGAAAAAGUUCUUAUUUAGCAGUAAGCAUCUAUGAAGAGAUUUAAUUUUAUUAUUGAACAGAAAGUUUGGUUUCUCUGCUGAGGGCUGUGUAGGAAAUCAGAUUAACACCCAGAUCACAGCGUCUGCCUUGUUCCGGUUUCUAGUUCUUAUCCAGUUAAUGUGUGAAGCACUGAAUCCUCAAAUCUGUGCUGAGAGCUGACAUCAGAUGUCAGAUUCAUCAUCCUAUCGACUCAUCCUUUGACCUGAUCCGUCUUGACUCAGAUCAGAAUGAAAGCUGAGGGGGAGGUCCA
This is a messenger RNA of Stegastes partitus (bicolor damselfish), 2820 nucleotides long. It is a transcript of the gene plag1, whose product is annotated as pleiomorphic adenoma gene 1. The coding region runs from base 229 to 1662 and encodes 477 amino acids. Gene Ontology annotation, cellular component: nucleus. Gene Ontology annotation, biological process: regulation of gene expression. The transcript has 4 exons. NCBI's taxonomy places the organism in Eukaryota, Metazoa, Chordata, Actinopteri, Pomacentridae. The record is from RefSeq and is a predicted model, not a curated record.